GUUGUUGUUGUUUUUAUUGUUGUAAAAGGUGUCGGUCCACUAUGUUCAGUAUAAAGCUGUUUAGUUAUUGCAAAUUUUCCAGCCAGAAAAGGCAUUUGCAAGUAAAUUUAUUUUUAUUUGCUGUAGCUGAAAUAUUAUCCACGUAAGAUUGGUGGCAAAGGCCAUUUGCUAACUUCUCACAACUGUCUACGAGUAAGUAUUGAAAAAAACCUACCAAUGAAAAUGUCAGGAAGUGAUAUAAUAAAACUGAAUGUUGGUGGUAAAGUUCACACCACCACCAAGUCAACACUGUGCAAGUUUCCGAACUCAAUGCUGGGAGCAAUGUUCAACGGAAGUAUGUCUCCCAGCUUAGACGAGAAUGGAUGUUACUUCAUAGACCGAGAUGGUGAGCUGUUCAAGUUCAUUCUGAACUUCUUGAGGUCUUCAAAGCUGUCUUUACCAGAAUCGUUCAAGGAGUUAGACCAAUUAGCUCUAGAAGCCGAUUUUUACCAGAUUACUCCUUUGAUAGAAUGUAUAGAAUUGUUGAAACAACCAUCACCUGAAAAACAAGUAAGAGUUCGCUAUCUAGAGGUGAUUGAGGUAAGAACGGGAAAUCUUGCAACAAUGCCUACGAUGAAUUCAAGAAUCAAAACCAUUAUUUCAGGAAGGAGAGAUGUGAUUCAUAAAUUCCUGUCCCUUCAUCAAAUACAUCCUGCAGAGAGGGAACGCCUUCAGCUGAACUCAGGAAAAGAUUACACAGAAAUAGCUCUUACUGGAAGCAACGUCAGAUUGCAGGUUGGUGAGUGUUUGCGCAAUCAGGGCUGGUCACUCUCUGAAUCACAAAUGUCCACAUUCCCGUCAGGGGAAGCAAUUGUUCACAACUACAAGGACAGAUGGAUGCUGACUGUGUACAAGGAAGACUCACUGGAAGAGAGCCAGUGUAAUUCUGUCGAUGACGAGCUCAUUGAUGAAAUCUCACUAUUGAGCAGUGGUGAUGAAUAAUGAAAUGCUUGUCUCAAACAUAUAAGCAUUUAAAAAAAAACUUUGCUUGCUUUGCAACACAGUGGUUUAGGAUUUAGUAUCAAACAUACUUAAGAGGUUGUAUAUGAAAUUAAUGUCUUAUUUAAUUGCUUUUAAAAUGUUUUACAAUAAUAUAAUAUUUGUUAUACAUUCAUGAUUAUAUUAUACUAGUGUGUUUUACAUAUUUUUUUGCAUUAACUAAAUAUAUUUGUGUAAACUGUAAAAUUAAAAGGAAUAUUGAAACCAAACUAUAACAUGGGUAUAUGAUGUGAAGUUGCUGAGUAAUUUCUUAAUUCACUUUUCUAUGUGAAGUGUUUUUACAUUUACAUGUAGUUCAGUUUGAUUUAUUUUGUUCAUUUUUUAGCCCCGCAUAAAAGCAAGUUAUGUUAAGAUUGAAAAUGUUAUAGAAUAAAUGCCACAUAGGUUGUCAUAUAAUUGCAAUGGUGUAAAAAUGAAUCUUACCAUUUAAGGUUUUGGUUGUAAUGUCUGUCAUGUUUUAAUUAUAUCAAUCAUUAGUCAUUGUUAUCCCCCACUCCCUCCAAAAACGAAAAUUGGAUAUAUCAUGGAUUCUCAAUUGAUAUUUGUCCAUAGACAUAAACUUAAAUAUUAAUUCCUUCAAUUUUGUAUCUGAUCAAACUAUUCCUUUUUCGACUAAAAAUUUAAUCUGCCUUGAUAUUUAAACUUGAAGAGAGAUAUAGUCAUUACUGAAAUGUACAGACUUUUUGAUUGUUAAUUAUGAGAAUCAAAUGUUGAUGAACAACUAAAUAGAUCAUAUUAUAAAAAUUAACCAAAAGCCUAAUGAUACUUUUGCAGUGAGGAGUAUGGAGGAGUCGUCACUGUUUGUUGGCCAGUCUCUUGUCAAAUAUUUCCAUUACAUUGACACUUUAAAUGAGUCGCGUUCUGAGAAAACUGGGCAUAAUGCAUGUGCGUAAAGUGUCGUCCCAGAUUAGCCUGUGCAGUCUGCACAGGCUAAUCAGGGACAACACUUUCUGCCUAAAUUGGUUUUUUCAUUUGAAGAGACUUCAUUUAAACGAAAAUUGUCAUUAAAGCGAAGUGUCGUCCCUGAUUAGCCUGUGCGGACUGCACAGGUUAAUCUGGGAAGACACUUUACUCACAUGCAUUAUGCCCAGUUUUUUUCAGACCACAGCUCAAAUAUGUAACAAUCAUGAAGUGAAGAUGUGCAAGACAUAAUGAGUAGGCAAAGUCAUUCACUUUUUUCCUGAGUUAAGUGCCAAUGAAGGGCAAAGCUAUUUUGCUUCUGACUAAACAGUGUGGGGAUAUUUUUUUGUGACAAGGUCAUGGACUCAAUUAUUUGUCCUAAAUCUCUGUACAUUUUAUGCCUUUGAUAAAUGUUUACUGAGAUAAAACCUUUUAGUUUGUUCCUCUGUUAUUUCAAAGACGAAAAGUGUAUGUGAAAAUAUUAUGUUUAUAAACUGUUUUGUUGCAA
Messenger RNA from Dreissena polymorpha, 2446 nucleotides. RefSeq names its product BTB/POZ domain-containing protein KCTD6-like. The transcript has 2 exons. The record is from RefSeq and is a predicted model, not a curated record. Gene Ontology annotation, biological process: protein homooligomerization. Bases 217 to 981 code for a protein of 254 amino acids. Lineage: Eukaryota; Metazoa; Mollusca; Bivalvia; Myida; Dreissenidae. Gene Ontology annotation, molecular function: protein binding.